ACUGGCAGAGUUGCCAUACAGACGCUGAGGACAGGCCUCAGGAAGUCCGACGGGAAAGCAACUCGGCGUCAAAUCUUUUCACGGGAACACUUCAUAGUGCAUUACGCAUAAGCAGGAUAGACGGAUUCAAGCAAAUCGACGAAAGUGUCUAUUAUGGUUGAUUUGGCUUGGCAUUGCCAUGUACGUAGAAACUUUUACAGUCGGUCCACCUCUUUUCAAAUACAUGCAGUAGAGCCACAAUAAUGUCGGCAAGGCCUGAAGAUGCUUGCCGUCAAAUUAGAAGAAAGCAAUCACUGCUGGUAAGCGGCAAGAUCCAGGACUUUGCUGGGUACAGGCCAAUUACGAUCUCAGGCCAACAUGAAGGAAGCUGGAAUAGAACGGGUGAGCACUGAAUUUGUCUCCGAAAGAAGGGGGUGGACAUGUAUCCGCCUUCCUAUGACAGCAAUAAAAAGACGUUCUUUUCAGAGCUUAUUUCACGAUGACCUUGACCACCAUAUAAGCUCUUCUUCAGGUGAGUGCAAGAGCUGUGGUACUGGCUGUGGUUGCGCUGACCCUGACAAGUGUGUUCGCUAGCAAUGCACGCUCUCACCGCGAGCCCAGGCCCACACAAAAUCAGAUGUCCACAAUUGAAGAUAGUAAAGGGAAUUGUGGGAACUGGAUGCGCGAUUACACGCAGUUGCACAAAAGUGUGAGAAGCGGUGCAAAAGGUCCACGGUAUCUCAUGGUGCAAGCGAAGAACACCAGUGGACUAGCUGAUAUGUUUGCUUGCAUCUCUUCAGCAUUCCUCUGCGCCCUUCUCAGCGAUCGAGCCCUCAUCAUUGAUGAGUCUGAUGAGUCUUCUCGUUUGAGCGUUGCUUACUCUGCCCCAAACAUUGACUGGAUCCACCAACCUCAAAAAUUAGAAUCUCUUUCUAGGAAGACAGUGCAUGGAAUUGGUACGACUGGGCCUCCCGCAGAAGGACCGGACAUUGACGUAUUCCAUUGGGGAAACCUAAGCAGCUUUGGCAGUGAGGAGCUUGUAAUAUUUGAUGAUUGCAAUGCGGGCCUUAUCAUGCCGCUUUUUGACAAUCCAUUUUACAAAGUUCGACUGUAUGAACUAGGUUUAACGCCCGAGACUGCUUAUGGUUGCAUAUUUUCGUUUUUGUUUAGAUUGAGAUCCACAGCUAAGGAUACAGUGAAAAAGGAGAUAGAGGCAAUGGAAGACAGCAGGUACAUCAAGAUUGGUAUCCACAUACGCACAAGUGACCCAACGAUGGCUAACCAAGAGCUUAGGUGGCCUAGCCACGAUGAAGCAGAAAGAGAGUUAGCAAAUUAUCGACCAUAUUUCUCGUGUGCUUUGGAAAUAGAGGAGAAGAUCUCACGUGCAAGUAAGAAGGAAAUUCUUUGGUUGGUAUUAAGUGAUUCUAUGUUGCUGCGAAAGAGUGCUGUCGUGUUGCAUGGGAAGAAGAUAUUGACAAAAAUUGAAGAUGGGAGGCCGCCGCGGCAUGUCAGGUCGAGCCAAGGAGGUGGUGGGGCAGACGCCAUGAGUCUUAGUGCAGGAGAGCAUUGGUUAUUUAGCUUGGCAGAUUAUCAUAUAUUUGGUUUUGGAGGCUUUGGGAAGAGUGCAGCUCUCUCUUCAAACAAGUGGGGUUAUUACGAAGUUCACUGGCACAAGGACCCUAGCUGCAAAGCUGUCAGUGUUCGAGAGCUUGCGGAUGUACCACCCGGUAUUUAGUGUAACAAGUCACCUGCAUACGGUAUUGCACUAUGUUUGCUAAAAACCGCCCGCAUAAUUGCCUGCCAAAUUUUAUUUAAAUAGCUUUCGACGC
This is a messenger RNA of Coccomyxa subellipsoidea C-169, 1808 nucleotides long. RefSeq lists its product as hypothetical. NCBI's taxonomy places the organism in Eukaryota, Viridiplantae, Chlorophyta, Trebouxiophyceae, Coccomyxaceae. The transcript is spliced from 2 exons. The coding region runs from base 617 to 1714 and encodes 365 amino acids. The record is from RefSeq and is a predicted model, not a curated record.